CAACGGUCUCGAGACGCGUUUUGAAAACUUCAACAGUCUUAACUUGACGCCGUUUCACGCAAACGCAACGCGCAUGACGCGAGACGCUGAAAAUACAAGCAAACGCGACGCUACGAUCGAAGGCUUGGUCUGACUCCCGUCGUCUCACAGUUAAAAACAGAGGGCACACAAUAACUGAAACGUCCGCAUCGGUAGCCGCAUUCACGUUUAGUCCUCUCAUCCAGCUUCGCGCCGAAUUCCAUCUCUCAGCGCGCGCGUUCGCGCCUGCUUUCUCCCUUGCUCUCGAGCGAGCGCGCGCGCGCGCGGGGGUGUCCCUCCUCCGCAGUUUGGAGUUUGUGAUGUGUCUCAGACUCCGCGAGCGCCGCGCAAGAGCGAGACCUGCGGAGAGAGCGCGCCGGAUCCUGAAGCGACCGUUACCCUCCAACAGGCGACCGUUUCCCUGCCCUUCUCCUUUCUAAUCCCCCCGUAUUCCCACACACGUAUUCCUCAAGCGAGCGCUUUCCUUUAGCGCAGCCGCACUUUUUUUCCUCGUCACAGGUGCAUUUUGUUUUCCUUUGACGUACUUUUUCGCACUCAUUGGGAAUUAACGGACAUCUGAGUAUCGUGUGGAUGAGCGGCUUUAUAGAGAACCGAAGAUGGAUUUGCUGAUAAUAUGCCUUUCUUUUGGGAUAUUGCAGUGCAGUUCGGCAGGAGCGGACUCCAUCAUUCACAUCGGUGCCAUUUUUGAGGAGAACGCUGUGCGGGAUGAUGAGGUGUUUCAGUUGGCGAUCUCUGACCUCAGCCUCAACGAUGACAUUUUGCAGAGUGAGAAAAUCACCCACUCUAUAAAAUAUAUUGAACCCAACAACCCCUUUCAGGCAGUACAGGAAGCAUGUGAACUGAUGACACAGGGCAUCUUGGCUCUGGUCACAUCUACAGGAUGUGCCUCAGCCAGCGCUCUACAGUCCCUGACAGAUGCCAUGCACAUACCACACCUUUACGUCCAGAGGAACGCUGAAGGAUCGCCUCGUACUGCCUGCCAGUUAAAUCCAAGCCCCGAUGGGGAGCGCUACACCCUUUCAGCCCGGCCUCCCGUUCGUCUAAGUGAUGUCAUGUUCACGUUGGUUGGUGAACUGCGCUGGCAGAAGUUCAUCGUCUUCUAUGAUAGUGAUUAUGAUAUCCGUGGUCUUCAAGGCUUUCUGGACCAGACAUCCCGGCAAGGUCUCGAUGUGUCACUUCAGCGCGUGGACCGGAACAUCAGCGGAGUGUUUUCCAGUUUGUUCACCUCUAUGCGCACAGAGGAGCUCAACCGUUACAGAGACACGCUCAGAAGAGCUAUCCUGCUGCUCAGCCCGCGUGGAGCCCAGGUCUUCAUCCACCAGGCAGUGGAGACUAACCUGGCCUCCAAAGACAGUCACUGGGUGUUUGUAAAUGAGGAGAUCAGUGAUAGUGAGAUUAUGGAGCUGGCCCACAAUUCCUUGGGCAGGAUGACCGUUGUCAGGCAGAUCUUCCCAUUGUGGAGAGACAGCGGUGUGAGCUGUAUGAGAAACAAUCACCGCAUCUCAUCCUUGCUCUGUGACCCUCAGGAAGGCUACCUGCAGUCGCUGGAGGUCUCCAAUCUGUACCUUUAUGACAGUGUACUGAUGCUGGCCAAUGCUUUCUACAGAAAACUAGAGGACAGAAAAUGGCACAGCAUGGCCAGCCUCAACUGCAUCAGGAAGUCAACCAAACCCUGGAACGGAGGAUGGUCCAUGCUGGAGACAAUCCAAAAGGGCCAAAUCACCGGGCUAACCGGAAUUAUGGACUUCAUGGAUAAUGGAUCGAAUUCCCACGUUCAGUUUGAGAUUCUGGGAACCAGCUUCAGCGAGACGUUUGGCAAAGACAUAAAGCGGUUGGCUACGUGGGAUUCUGUCCAUGGGCUAAAUGGAAGUCUGAAGGAGAGUCGUAUUGAGAAUGGCAUGCAGGGGGUUACAGUAAAAGUAGUGACGUUGUUGGAGGAUCCAUUUGUGAUGGUGGCAGAAAACAUACUCGGACAGCCCAAAAGAUAUAAGGGUUUCUCAAUUGAUGUACUGGAUGCCUUGGCCAAAAUCUUGGGAUUCAAGUAUGAAAUCUACCAGGUGGCAGACAGCAAAUAUGGUUCUCAGCUGCCCAAUGGCUCUUGGAAUGGAAUGAUUGGAGAGCUCAUCAACAAGAGAGCAGAUCUGGCAGUUUCCGCCAUCACCAUAACACCGGAGCGAGAGAAUGUUGUUGACUUCAGCAAGCGCUACAUGGACUACUCUGUGGGGAUCCUACACCGCAAACCAGAGGAAAAGAUCAACAUCUUUUCCCUGUUCGCACCUUUCGACCUGGCUGUGUGGGCCUGCAUCGCAGCCGCCAUUCCCGUGGUGGGCGUUCUGAUCUUUCUGCUGACACGGAUGCAGAUGCUUCGUUCCCAGAAUCCUCCAGGAGCUCAUCAGACUUCAUCCGUGUCGAACACAUUGCACAGCGCUAUAUGGAUUGUCUAUGGAGCGUUUGUACAACAAGGUGGAGAUUCAGUGGUCGGAUCUGUGGCGUUGAGGAUAGUCAUGGGCAGCUGGUGGUUGUUUACGUUGAUUGUGUGCUCUUCUUACACUGCAAACCUGGCCGCCUUCCUAACUGUGUCCCGCAUGGACACCACUAUACGAACGUUUCAGGACCUCGCGAGGCAGAUGGACUUUACCUACGGCACUGUGAGGGACUCAGCGGUGUACGAUUACUUUAGAGCCAAGGGUACAAACCCGCUGGAGCAGGACAGCACCUACGCAGAGCUGUGGAGGACCAUCAGCAAGAACAACGGAAAGGACUUCUCAGUGUCUAGUCCAUCAGAAGGCAUACGCAAGGCCAAAAAAGAACCGUAUGCGUUCCUGUGGGAUAUGGCCGUGGUGGAGUACGCGGCGCUCACAGACGACGAUUGCACCAUCACUGUAUCUGGCAACAGCAUGAGCAGUAAAGGCUACGGGAUCGCCAUGCAACAUGGGAGCCCAUAUCGAGAUCUCAUCUCCCAAAAGAUUCUGGAGCUGCAGGAGAAAGGAGAUCUGGAUGUCCUGAAGCAGAAGUGGUGGCCUCGGACCGGUCGCUGCGACCUCAACAGCUACAGCAACGCCCAGCCGGAUAGCCGCUCGCUCAAACUGCACAGCUUCGCAGGCGUCUUCUGCAUCCUGGCCGCGGGUCUCCUGCUGGCCUGUCUGGUGGCCGCUCUGGAAAUGUGGUGGAACAGCAACCGCUGCCGGCAAGAACAAGCCAAAGAGGACAAGGAGGUAAACCUGGAACAGGUGCAUCGGCGUAUGAACAGUCUUAUGGACGAGGACAUGGCACACAAGCAGAUCCCCGCACCAUCUAUCGAGAUCUCUGCCCUGGACAUCGGCAGCAUGCCGCCCAGCCAGCAGCGGGAAGCUGUGCGAGACUACCCGGGCAAGGGACUGUCUGUGAGCACCUUCAUUCCGGAGCAAGCACAUGGGGUGGGCCGGACACUGGCCCAGGGUCCUGGCAGGACCCUGCCUCUUCCUCUCAGCAGCUCCACCUUGCCCUCCAUCCAAUGCAAACACAGGGCUCCCAACGGGGGCCUAUUCCGACAGAGUCCCAAGACGCCCAUGCCAAUGUCCUACCAGUCGGUACCAAGAGGACCCAUCCCAGAAGCUAUUGAUCCCACUCAUAGUACAUCCAUCUAAGGCACUCGUCAUUAUGGGCAGCCUCACACUUGCUUUUCAGAGGAUGACCAGGAGGUGGGGAUGGAGCUUGGGAAACUGUAAAAGUUUGAAAUGUGUAAAAAGCAUAAAAAAAGAACGUACGUAGAGAUUUUUAUUACGAAAAACAAACACGAAAAAUCAUUUUUUCCUGUACAUAUUUGUAAAUACUGAAAGAGCAAAGUAAGUAAAAAGUGUAUUUUGAAUAUUCACAAUUUUUGAAGUCAAGUUACAAAAUCUAAUGAAAAACAAAAAAGGACAUAUAAAAAGAAUUCAAAAACGACUGUUUGAAUGGCUUUGUGAAUUUUGUUCUCUAUGGGUAAAGACUUAAAUUCAUUGUGAUUGUUUUCUAAGUGCCGAAAUAAAAGAUGUCUCUCCACAAUUUGUUACUAGAUAGUCAUACAUUGCUGUUGAAACCUGGAAGCUGAUAAUCAUGUGCCCCUUUUACAGUCAUAAACAUCCACAGUUGACCAUUUUGCCUCAUUUUCCUUUCUUUGGUUUACUGAUAAAGAUUAUGUGUUUGCAUUAAGUUGAUGCUGAGCAAAAAUAAUUAAAAAUAAAAGUUGUAGCUUAUAUAACUAAAACAUCUCAGUCGAAACAACAGCACUGAACCAAGUUUUUGAGUUUCAUAUUUUUUUUGUCUGGUGACAUCAUCAAUGUGUGAGCACAACCAGCCCAGAGAGAACAACUGUAUGCUUGAAACAUACAAGAACUAUGUCACUUUCAAUUCUUGCAAAUCAAGGAGAUUUGUUCUGUCAAAUGGGUAUUGUUUGUGAAAGAGCUGUAAUAACGUUGUUUCUCUGAUAUUCAUUCAACAAUUCAGUUUUACUGUUUUACUGUAAUACACUCACUUCACACAGAUAAUAAAAAACUUGUAGUUAAUGAUUUUCAUAAUUACAUAUCUUUAUGUGAUAUCUUUAUUUCUAAUUAAAACAUAAGUUGCCAUGGUUUUACUCCAAAUGCUUAUAUGGUUCAAUCAAUACAAAUCAUUGUUACUGUAGUAAAACCAUGGUUUUGCUAAAGGUAAUAAAUACACAAAAAAACAUGGUAACAACAAAAGAUAAAAACAUGGUUGAUAUUUGUAAGGGUGUUAUUGGUGUAUCCAAAUUCUUAACAGGCAAUUCUAAAUAAUCCAAACACAUCUAUAAGACUAUUUUUUACUGUACAAUUGAACUUUUUUACAGUCUUUCUAAAAUUUUGCAGGAGGUUCAGACUGAUUAUGAAUCUCAGAUGUGUUUUGUUGUGAAUUUAACCCGAAUGACCUUAUACAGUAUAUUCACUCCAUUUACAGCUACCUGUGUUUUCCUGUUUGACUGCUUAACGUUCCCUGAAUCACGACGGAAAAGACAUUUUUGGAGCACAUCGACCAGUUUCCGAAGCGAUUUCACCUUGCACAUGCUUGUCAGUCACUAUUCAAGGUUGUAUCCUGUAUAUUUUGUACAAGUCAGAGUAGUUACUAAUGUGAACCAAAGUGAUAUAUUACACUGUGUAACAACCUGUGGCUUUGAGGUGCCGACAGCGGGUGGUAAGGAUGUCCUGUGUAAUUUGUAGGGUUGUGUCUUCACUGCCUUACGCAUAUGCCCAUUUGUUUUUAAUGAAAAUGCCCAAUAUCCAAGAAAAUAUAUCGUAUCAUAGCAUAGUCUGUAACAUUACAUCUGAGGGAGACUCUUAUUUUAUUUAUGAAUAUGCUGCUUGGAGUUUCUUAAUCUUUAAUAAAGAAACAUGGUUUA
Messenger RNA from Misgurnus anguillicaudatus (oriental weatherfish), 5410 nucleotides. It is a transcript of the gene grid1b, whose product is annotated as glutamate receptor, ionotropic, delta 1b. Gene Ontology annotation, molecular function: ligand-gated monoatomic ion channel activity; signaling receptor activity. The record is from RefSeq and is a predicted model, not a curated record. Gene Ontology annotation, biological process: monoatomic ion transport. NCBI's taxonomy places the organism in Eukaryota, Metazoa, Chordata, Actinopteri, Cypriniformes, Cobitidae. Gene Ontology annotation, cellular component: membrane.